Molecule: messenger RNA, 545 nt
Organism: Carya illinoinensis
Lineage: Eukaryota; Viridiplantae; Streptophyta; Magnoliopsida; Fagales; Juglandaceae
Exons: 2
Coding region: 65-409 (114 amino acids)
Source: RefSeq, a predicted model, not a curated record
AAGAGCGUCCUCAGCAUUAGCCAAAAAAGAGACUGCAAAACAAAAGGCAACAAGUCAGAUAACAAUGGAGUCCAAGUUUAACAAAGUCAACAAAACUAUAUAUCUGAAGUCCUUAUUAGGGCUGUUAGCUAUUGUUACUGUUAGCUCAUGUUUCAAUGGCUUUCGAAAUUUGGAGCAAGAGAAUAGAGGCAACUUGGUACAACAUCUCGUUCACUUACAGAGCAAUGCAAUAAGAGUUAUUCAACAUGGGUUCAUCACUUUGGCAAUAAAAUUUCUACAUUUCUUCGUCUCAAGGUGUUUACAGUUUAGAUAUUUGCCACCACUGUUGCCAGCAACUUCUACCAUCUCAAUGCUGUUCUGGGUAGCUUUCACCCGGGCAAUUUCAUCCAUGUCCAAUGACUCCUUGUAAUAUUUACUUCAACACAUCUGUUCUCUCUCAUAUUUCCCCCCUCUCCAGUCUCCUCUGUGCCUUCUAUUUUUAUUUUUUGAGUCGUGGCAAAGUUCUCUAUUUAUUUACUCAAAAUAAAUAAAAGAAGUUCACUAAA